AUGAAAAGCCCCCUUCUCCAUCUCCUUCCACUUUUAGUGUCAACGCUUUUCUUCGUAUCGUUAUCUUCGGCGGACGUAUCUAUAUCCAGCCCCAAAGCAGGCUCCUCUUUCACCGUCUCUGGAUCAUCUGCCUCCAUCACCGUUUCGUGGAUCGAUUCCGGAACUUCCCCAUCAAUCGAUGAUGCAGAAACUUUUACUUUCACCCUUUGUACCGGCCCAAACAGUGAUAUCUCGGCAGUCACCACCCUAGCCUCGAACCAAAAAAUCUCCAGCUCUUCGUUCACCGCGUCCAUUCCUGACACCGUGGGCGCGGAUGGGGUAUAUUAUAUCCAAGUAUACGCCGUUUACUCUUCGGGUUACACAAUCCAUUAUACCCGCAGAUUCCAGCUCAAUGGCAUGACUGGGACAAUAACUCCUGUUGGCUUGGUGACGGACGCUCCUCCAACCGCCCAAGUGGCGAUCAAUACUGGCACUACCGAGGCCGCUGCCAUCGCCACAAUGCUGGUUUCUGCUUCGUUCUCCGUCACCUACACUUUGCAAACUGGGAUAUAUAGAUUUGCACCAAUGCAAAUGCAACCAGGCUCAGUAGUUACCGCCACCACCUGGUCAAGAAAGUACCCAGCUAGUGCCGUCACUUACUACUCAACUAAGGCCACAUCUGCCUCCCAAGUUAGCACUCUUACCCCCGGGUGGUCGUAUACCAGAACUUCCUUGAUAAAUUAUGUGUCUCCAUUAGGCACCCCAACAGCUUUCUACCCAGCAUCACAAAAGGUUAUAAAGCCAACCAUAAAAACCACGUCAAAUGUCAAAAGAUUCUUUGAUCUUGAUUGA
This is a messenger RNA of Saccharomycopsis crataegensis, 831 nucleotides long. Its product is annotated as Kre9 protein. The transcript has a single exon. Gene Ontology annotation, cellular component: extracellular region. Gene Ontology annotation, biological process: cell wall biogenesis; (1->6)-beta-D-glucan biosynthetic process; fungal-type cell wall organization. The record is from RefSeq and is a predicted model, not a curated record. NCBI's taxonomy places the organism in Eukaryota, Fungi, Ascomycota, Saccharomycetes, Ascoideales, Saccharomycopsidaceae. The coding region runs from base 1 to 831 and encodes 276 amino acids.